This is a messenger RNA of Priapulus caudatus, 742 nucleotides long. RefSeq names its product cytochrome b-c1 complex subunit 7-like. Gene Ontology annotation, biological process: mitochondrial electron transport, ubiquinol to cytochrome c. The transcript has 4 exons. NCBI's taxonomy places the organism in Eukaryota, Metazoa, Priapulida, Priapulimorpha, Priapulimorphida, Priapulidae. Bases 48 to 377 code for a protein of 109 amino acids. The record is from RefSeq and is a predicted model, not a curated record.
AGGAAAAUAUAUUUAUCAAGCAACUCUCGUAGCAGGUUACCACCAAAAUGGCCGUAUCCAGUGCAGGACGUUCCGCCCUACGUACGAUGCUGGGAAGAUGGGCGUACAGUUUCUCAGGAUUCAAUCAGCUUGGCUUAAUGCAUGACGACUGCCUGCGAGAAACAGAUGAAGUGAAAGAAGCUGUCCGCAGGCUGCCGGAUCACGUGUACGACGAACGCAUGUUUCGCAUCAGCCGGGCGUUGUAUCUAAGUAUGAAGAAAGACAUUCUGCCGAAAGAAGAAUGGACGACAUAUGACAACGAUGUGAAGUACCUAAGGCCAUACUUGGAAGGGGUGAUACAAGAAAAUUCCGAGAAAUCCCUGUGGAACAGCAAGUAAUGUUUCUUCAGUGUAAUCACUGCAUUUUUACAUGUUAGCUAAUUCCUUUACUAGAGUUUCAACUGGUUAUGAGAUAGACUCUUGCAAAACUACAUGAUAAAAACCUAGGAAGUUAAAUCAGAAUAUUCCUUGAGUUGAAUAGCCACAACUUGUACAUUGCAUUUCCAAGUCAUUGUUAAAAUGAAAAGACAGCAUUAGUGCAUAGGUCUGCUAGCGAUUCAACAAUUAAUGUUACCGUGUGCUUUGUUAAAUCUAGUGAUGUAUUAUAUUUAAAUACAAUGAACACAAGUUGUAUUGGUUAUGUUAGGUUAUUGAUGAGAAAAUCUACAUUUUGGAAUUAAAAAAAUGGAUUUUCGUGAAACAAA